Clonostachys byssicola is the source of this 1533-nucleotide messenger RNA. NCBI's taxonomy places the organism in Eukaryota, Fungi, Ascomycota, Sordariomycetes, Hypocreales, Bionectriaceae. The record is from the annotation of a GenBank genome assembly.
AUGAGGCUCCUGAGGAUCCGUAGCACCGGUGCCAUCGUCUUAGAAUAUUUCGAUGACAGCUCCGUUCCUCCCUAUGCCAUCCUCUCCCAUACUUGGGGACCCGACGACGAGGAAGUCAAUUUCCGGGAUAUUCAAAAGCGCAGAGGUCAAAGCAAAGAUGGAUAUCGCAAACUCGAGUUCUGCGGCCAACAAGCUGCCAGUGACGGGCUGCGGUACUUCUGGGUAGACACUUGCUGUAUCGACAAGUCGAGCAGCGAGGAACUCGGCACAGCCAUCCGGUCCAUGUACCGAUGGUAUACGGAAUCAAACCAGUGUUACGUGUAUCUGGCAGACGUAGAGGGCCGUGAUUCGCGCGGCAAACGUCAUAAAAAUUGGGAAUACGCUUUUCGAAAUAGUAGAUGGUUCACAAGGGGCUGGACGUUGCAGGAGCUGAUCGCACCUGAUAGCGUAACUUUCUUCUUCUCUGAUGGCGUGCGUCUAGGGAGCAAGGGAGGCUCGUUGCAGAAGAUAAUCCGUGAAGUCACAGGCAUUCCAAAGGAUGUGCUACGUGGGGGUGGGACAUCGGUAUCCGCGUACAGCAUCCAAGAACGAUGUUCCUGGUAUGGCAACCGGCAGACGAAAAAGGAAGAGGACGAGGUGUACUCGCAAAUGGGUAUCCUUGACACCUUUAUUAUAAACGCAUACGGUGAGGGUAAGAGAUCUGCAUGGCGCAGGCUUAACUUUGAACUUGCCGGGGCCGAGAGGCUUGAGAAAGUAGAAAAGAAACUCGAAGAGCAAAAAAGGGAGGACAAGAAGCACCAAGUGCUGGAGACAUCAAGCGCAAAGUCUCAACAGCUUUUAAGUCUUGCAUCGUCAGAUCCAACCCCGGCAACUUCACUUCAGAAGGGGCCGCAGUUCUCCCUGUCUCUAUGCGGUUCAUACUUUGCCCUGGAUGGUCCGGAGUACAAUUAUCAGAACUGUAUGGGUGAUUAUUACGCGGCGAUCAAAAACCAUCUUAAUGCUCUCUGCUUCUUAGUGUGUGGAACAAACGGCUCAUGGAUAUACAAGUAUCGAACCGCGGCAGGGGGUUACUAUGUUAAGUGGAGUGGAAACUUGAGCACAGAAUAUCCAUUUCUAUUAGAUAAGUUGCGGAACGAAAUGCCAAGCCGCGAACCUCUUCUCAUUAGCUUAGGACCUAAUCAGACGUUCUACUCCAAAUGGGAUAACUAUAAUUGGUGGAAGGUUCCGACGUCAAUAACAAACAAGAUCCAAGAGGUAAUGAAUCAGGGAAUCACAGCAGUUGCUCUCGGGAUGGAUGAGUCGUAUGUCAUUGUUCACGGUAAUAGAUGGAGCUGGGAUUUGAAAGGCAACUACAAUGGCCUCCGGGAAGCGCUCCAAGGAGCAACAUCUGCUCCCAGGGCUGUCGCUUUGAACUCACAGAACUCCACAGACUACUUGUUGCUGAUGGGGAGUCUUGGUUACAGACUUACGGGUGGCAUUGGUAAUGAGUACCAUGGCAACUUUCUAAACUGGAAGAAUAGGAAUGGAGUUUAG